Molecule: messenger RNA, 1131 nt
Organism: Cyclocybe aegerita
Lineage: Eukaryota; Fungi; Basidiomycota; Agaricomycetes; Agaricales; Hemipholiotaceae
Source: the annotation of a GenBank genome assembly
AUGGCUGAUGUUGUCUGGGUUUUGAAGGCCGCGACUGGUCAUGGUGAACGAACUCAUGGGAUGGGACUUUGGUAUGGGAUUUAUGACAUACGAUCGGGCCAAAUGCAGGGGACAGAUGGUAAGGUUCAGAAAGAAUUCUGCACGCUACUUAAUUCGAUCAUUUAUGGCGUGCCGCGAAGGCGUACCCAGCGGAGGUUGAUUCACCUCUCCCUUCAUCCUGGUGUCGUCACUGAAUACCGACCACAACUCUUACGCGCGAGCCGUAAUCUACUGAACAGGUUUUUGGAUUUCGAGGACGAGCACGUCAUUACGAACAUCAGGCACAUGGCAGGCGAGACGAUCCUCUCCGUCGCAUAUGGAAUUGAAGUGAAGCCCCGAGACGACCCAUACAUCGCCAUUUCGGAAGAGAACGUGAAGGCAGUCACCGCAGCAGCCAUUCCUGGAACGUAUCUGGUCGAUAGCCUUCCCUUUCUGAAAUACAUCCCAAGCUGGUUCCCCGGCGCAGAAUGGAAGAGGAAGGCGAAAGAGUGGAAGGAGUCGUUGAUUGUGAUGAUCAACUCGCCGUUCGAAUCGGUCAAACGGGAUAUUAUGACGGGCUGUGUCCUCCCGUCUUUUACCUCAAAGGGACUUCAGAAGAUUCAAGAGGGAAAGAAAGACGUGGCGUAUACUGAGGAAAUUAUACGGAACGUGGCCGCGGCCAUGUAUUCUGCCGGCUCAGAUACAACAGUGUCUACAAUUUCGUCCUGCAUGCUGGGUCUUCUUGACCACCCUGAGGCUUUGGAGAAAGCACAAGCAGAAAUAGAUGCAAUGAUCAAGCCUGGGCAUCUGCCCGACUUUGAAGACGAACCCAGCCUGCCGUACAUAACGGCCAUCGUAAAGGAGAGCUUGCGGUGGAUGGUUGCCCUCCCUAUUUCAAUCCCACAUUACCUCGAGGUCGAAGACGAGUACCAGGGGUACAGAAUUCCCGCUGGCUCGAUCAUUAUUCCAAACGCAUGGGCAAUGCUUCAAGAUGAGAAAGAGUACCCCGACCCUUCCGUUUUCAAUCCUGAUCGAUUCAUGAAGGACGGAAAACUGAACAAAGAUAUCCGAGAUCCGGCCCAUGCUUGUUGGGGCUUUGGAAGGCGGUACUAA